AUGGCUUCCUUAAAGGCUUCAACUUUGCUAUUACCUUCAUUUUCUUCUUCUUCUUCUUCGUCUUCAUAUUGUUGUUCCAUGAAACUUAAUGAUGCUAUUCACGUCCCAAAGCUUCCAAAAGUUCGUUUCUCGGUUCCCAAAAUAGCAAUGAGAAAGCUGGUUGACGAAAUGAACAGAAGGGUCAACGAGUUCACAAACAGGGUCCCAAUAGAAAACAUCAACCUCACUUCCACACCGGCUGCCAAUGAUAUUGUUGAAUCAAGCAACUCCACCUCUUUUGCCGCCACACAACUCUAUGCCAUCUUAGAGGCCGUGGCUGACAGAGUGGAAAUGCACACCAACGUUGGACAGCAGCGUGACAACUGGAACACCCUUCUUCUGAACUCCAUCAACAUGAUAACCCUUACUGCCGCAGCCAUGGUUGGUGCUGCAGCGAUUGGUGGCUCCGGAAUGCCCCUUUUGGCUCUGAAAUUGUCGGCCACGUUCUUGUAUGCUGCAGCCGCGGGGAUGUUGCUUGUGAUGAACAAGAUUCAGCCUUCACAGCUUGCAGAGGAACAACGCAAUGCUACAAGAUUGUUCAAGCAGCUUCGGAGCCAAAUCCAAACUAUGCUCGCUCUUCGGACUCCAACUCAAGAAGAUGUGGAGGACGUGAUGGAAAGGGUUUUGGCCCUUGACAAAGCCUACCCCCUUCCAUUGCUAGGAGCAACGCUUGACAAAUUCCCCGCAAAGUUUGAGCCAGCUGCUUGGUGGCCUUCCCAUCAACUGAUCAUUCAAAUGGAAAAUGAAUCACACGAAGGAAAACAGCUAGAGACAAAUGGGUGGAGUGAGGAACUUGAAGCAGAAAUGCGAGAGAUCAUGGAGGUGGUGAAGAGAAAGGACAGUGAAGACUAUGAAAGGCUAGGAAACCUGGUGUUGAAGAUCAACAAAAUCUUGGCCAUCUCAGGUCCAUUACUCACAGGCAUUGCGGCUGUCGGCUCGGCUUGCGUUGGUAAUGUGGCAUGGGCUGCAGUAGUAGCCUUGAGUGCUGGGGCGUUAGCUACCACUGUCAAUACUUUCCAGCAUGGUGCGCAAGUUGGGAUGGUGUUUGAGAUGUAUAGAAACGCCGGUGGCUUUCUCCGGCUAUUGAAAGAAACAAUCGAAGAGGCACUUGAGGAAAAAGACUUGGAGAGAAGAGAAAACGGAGAGUUGUUUGAAACGAAGGUGACUCUGCAACUGGGAAGAAGCGUGUCACAGCUCAGAGAUCUUGCAAGAAAGUCAGCUUCUUGCCGUAUAGAUGGAAUUGCCAUGGAUGAAUUCGCUAGCAAGCUUUUUUAG
Juglans regia (Persian walnut) is the source of this 1314-nucleotide messenger RNA. RefSeq names its product probable F-box protein At4g22030. Bases 1 to 1314 code for a protein of 437 amino acids. Lineage: Eukaryota; Viridiplantae; Streptophyta; Magnoliopsida; Fagales; Juglandaceae. The record is from RefSeq and is a predicted model, not a curated record. The transcript has a single exon.